Molecule: messenger RNA, 512 nt
Organism: Guyanagaster necrorhizus
Lineage: Eukaryota; Fungi; Basidiomycota; Agaricomycetes; Agaricales; Physalacriaceae
Exons: 1
Coding region: 188-478 (96 amino acids)
Source: RefSeq, a predicted model, not a curated record
GAUGAUACGUCCUGUGUCACUGACACCUCAUCCCAUCGCGUGCACGACAGACUAUGACAUCCUUCGACUUCCUCGUCGUCUCCUGCCUCUCCCCGUUUCUCGGUCGUUUCACCGUCUUUUGGACCUUGCUUAGGACACCCGCACGCAUGCUCGUCGCUUAUGAUCUGUUCAUGAUCUCCAUCUACGUAUGUCUCUGUGGAUAUCUAUCCUCCACACUACAUUCCUCGUAGGCUAUCAUUCUAUCAUCCUAUCGCUCUCCAGCCCAUAUCAUUAUUGCUAUUUAUCAUUCCUAUUCCCUAUAUACCCUUUUCUACUUGGUCUUUUUGUAUUUUCUCUUCUUUCUUCCUCUAUUUGUAAAGCCCUCACCAAUUUGCAUUCUUCUUUUGAGGACAGCGUAACAUUAUCAUAUCUCUAUACUCAUUUCUCUUCAGGUUCUUUGAAUGUCUCCUUUUUUGAUUUUUUAUUCGUGUUUUUGUGACGGUUCUUGCGAAUUUUAUCGAUUUGUGAUAAAG